Fundulus heteroclitus (mummichog) is the source of this 4605-nucleotide messenger RNA. RefSeq names its product coiled-coil domain-containing protein 180-like. The coding region runs from base 179 to 4462 and encodes 1427 amino acids. Lineage: Eukaryota; Metazoa; Chordata; Actinopteri; Cyprinodontiformes; Fundulidae. The transcript is spliced from 37 exons. The record is from RefSeq and is a predicted model, not a curated record.
GAUCAUAACAACCGCGGCCAAUGUGAACGACUCUCCCUGCGGUCCGUGAACGCCGCGCGUUGCCGUGGCGACGGAGAAACGCUCUUAGCCGUUAAACGGAACCGGACCGACAGACGGAACCGACACCGAGACGCCGGUUAGCAGCUUACCUUCCGCGCGGUGCUGACCCGGCGCCGGGAUGGGGGAAAGCAGAACGGUUCCCAGCGGGGACGUUUACCGGCAGCUGUUCGACGCGCAGGCUCGGCUUUCCAGAUCUCUGCUGGCAGGACCCAGAGUCCUGAGGACAGCCUCUCUGUCCCUGGUGGACAGCAGGACACCCGACAGCAGCAGGGUCUGUUCCUCCACCAGCAGGGGGCAGCAGAGGGAUGAUGAAGAUGCUGAAGAGGACGGCUCUGCUGACGUCAUCAGGCUUCCUGACUCAGUGGUGGUCCAUCAUCCGGGUUCUGGGAUCAUUGAGAAACUGAGGAAGAGGAGAGGUCAGAGACACGAUGAAGCUGUACGGCAGCUGGAGUCUGAGAUGAUCCACCUGUCGCAGGUGUGUGAGGUGGAGGUGAGGACCAUCUGUGAGGAGGUGCUGUCCUCUCUGAGGGAGGUGGACCUUAGACUGGAGGUCCUGAAGGCCAGAAGUGGACAGCAGGAGCCCAUCAGUCUGCAGGCCUUUCAGGGUCUCUGGCAGGAGGUGGAAGAGGAGGGCAGGCAGAAGAAGAUCCGGAUCUCAGAACUGGACAAGAAGCUGAGCGACUGUGAAAAGCGCAGAAGCCUGCAGAUCAAAGCGGCUCUGAGGAAACACUGCCACCUGCUGGAGCAGAUCAGCUUCCUGUCUCCACCUGAUGUCCACAGACUGCUCCAUCAUCAGGCCAUGAUGCUGAAUCAGUCCCUGCUGGCCAACCGGCGCAGCAUCGCCCGCCUGGUUCUGCUCCUGCAGGAGGAGAACCUGCAGCAGGAGGCCCUCCUGCGUCUGCACUGGGAGGACCGCCUGGACAGAUGGAGGAGCAGCAGGGUGGAGGAGGUGGUGGAGCGGCUGAGGAGUCUCUGCAGCAGCCGGGAUGAGGAACCGGAACUGAUGUUGGAUCAGAACCUGAAACAAACCCAAGAAGACCUGAAAAAACAGCGCUGUGACGUCAUCUAUAAGAUCUGCUCUCUGGCCCCGCCCACCGGCUCCUUGGACCUGGUUUCUGAUUGGUUCGAGGAGCUGACAGCAGUCAAUCAGCAGAUCGAUGCUCUUCAUGCCGACCUCCUCCAGCAGCUGCGAGGUUUCUACGAACACACCUGGCAGCGUCACCUGACUGAGGUGGAGAGCUGUAAGGAGGCGCUCUCAGCCCUGCAGCUAACGGACCAGCAGGUGGAGGAGAUCGUCGCCUCUCAGCUCCUCCCUCUGAUUGGACAACGGCAGGGACAGGACGAAGAGCGAUUGGCUGCUUUAGAUGUGUGCAGCGACUCUCUGGGCUGCCACGCCCUCCAGGUCAGUGGGAGCGUGUUUGAGGUGAUGCGGGCCUCAGCGUUGCUGUGGGAGACGCACUGCUGCAGGUCAGAGAGGAGAGAAGAAGAACUGAAGAGACAGCUGGAGGUCCCCAGAAAGUCUCACCAGCAACACGUCCAGAAGAUGAUGCUGCAGGUGGAUGUCCUGAUGGGGGCGCUCCGCCAGGAGAGCAGCGAGGACGCUUUGAAGGCGUGUCUGGAUAAAACAGUGGGGCAGCUGCAGAAAAUGGAGGACAGCUGCCGGCAGAGCGUCCGUGCUCAGUGGGAGCUCCUGGAUCAGCUCCCUGCUCUCCUCAUGGAGGACCUCCUCUCCUACAGCAGCAGCAUCGCCUCCUUCUUCAGACUAAGCCCCGCCUACAGACCGAGCCCAGCAGACCAGCAGGACCUCCCAGCGUCGUCGAUCAGAACCUCCAGACUGGUCCUGGAAGCGCCUUCCAGGACAGAAACACUACAGCCAGAGCAAAACAGGCCAAUAAGCAGCCAGAGCAGAACAGCCCACACCCAGAAAUGGCUGACAGAGGGGGCGUCCUCUCUGCUGCGGCUCUGCGACAUCAGCAGCAGCGUCGCCUUCACGUCGACAGGGGGCGUGGCUUACACAGGCCCCGCCUUCAGCAGGUGCCCCGCCCCCGACCUGCCAGACUCCGUGCAGCCGGAGACUCACCUGAGCCUGUUUCCUGCAGAGCUGCUCAUGCACACCCUGAGCAGGACCCGGGUUCUGGUUCUGGACCACGUCGAGCAGAGCUUCAAACAGCUUCUGGGCUCGGCUGCUGCCAUGGUGACGGAGAGGAAGAAGGCGGUGAGACUGGAGCAGGAGCUGCAGCUGAAGCCAGAACACAUCCGGACCCACGUAUACGAGCCCCGGCUCGCUGAGCUGCAGCGCCACCAGCAGGUGGUGGACAACCACUGUCAGGACCUGUCGGACGUUGUGACCUCCUGCAGGAAAGAGUUUCAGGAUCUUCAGACCUCCGUCCAGAGGAAGAACCUGCAGCUGUUUGAUGUUCUGAGCUCCUGCAGGACGGAGCUGAUGGAGCUGCAGACCUCCAUCCAGAAGAACCAGGACGGCCUCCAGGUGGCGCUGAGCAGCAGCAGACGUCUGGAGACGUUUGGCUCCAGCCUGCAGGAGCGCCUGGACCAGCACGACAGAGACACCCGGAGCUGCCUGUCCAGCUUCAAACGGGCGGUGAGGAGCAGGCUGGAGGAGGCCAGGAGGAGAACAUCAGAGCUCCUGAAGUCCUUCAGGAUGUUCAGCGAAGGAGGAGACUUUGCUCCUCAGGAGGUGAAGAUGUUCCAGAGGAGACUGACGGAGGAGACCCAGCGGAUCAGCGCCACCGAGGAGUCCAUCUACUCUGAGCUGGAGUUGUUUGAGUCCAAGAGUUUGCAGCAGGUGAGGAAGGCGGCGGCUCCCCUGAAGGAGAAGCUCUCCUCUCUGCAGGCUGAGGUGAAAUUCACUGAUGAGGUCCAGAAAAUCCUCAGCAGAACACAGAUCCAGAUCAAGGCUGAGGCGGCCAGCAGCAACCAGCAGCAGUCUGAGCUCAGCAGCAGGCUGGAGGACCUGAGGAGGACCACGGAGAACCUGCAGGUGGCACCAGAUCAGAUUUGUUCGUUCUUUUCAUCGACUAACGAGGAACUGAAGACGCGCUGCCGCUACCUGGACUGUGAUCUGGGCUCUGUGGUGCAGGAGAUUCUCGCCCUGUCGGCUCCUCCUGGAUCCAGGACGCAGCUGAGGAGGACCGGCGUGGACCUCCAUGAGGAGCCAGCUGUUGGUGCCGUCAGGUUCUCUUCAGUCCUGGAUUCAAAAAACCAGAACCGAGGAAGAAAAGCUGCAGAUCCGAGCUCCACCCAACGUCAGCAGAGAAGUGCCGACUCCAUCAGCACAUCGAGUCUGCGGAGGAGCUCCAGGUCCAUCAGAGCAGAAAACAACACCGACAUCACGACCAAGAGGAAGUUCCAGAUUUUUGGACCCAAGCAGGAAGUGGAGCUGAGCUCACACUCCUUGGGCUCCUGCCUGACUUCCAUCCUGUGGAGAACCAACAACGUCCUCCUGCAGCUCGCCGAGAACUUCUACUGCAGCAAACAUCUCUGCAGCAUCAACCUGCUCCCAGAAUCGGCGGACCAAUGGGCUGUGAGCAUGCAGCAAAGGCUGCUGGGAUACCAGGAGCAGGGGAAGAGUUUCCUGAGCGCGAGCAAAGAUGAGCUGCUGAAGCAGGUGUCUGUGUUCAGGGAGCUGCUCGGCCGCUUACCUGAUGUUUCAGUCCAAAACCACGAGGGACGGCACAGGCUGCAGCUCACACAGGAAGUGGCCACGGUCCGCAGGAAGCUGGAGGAGGAGCUGGCGGCCAGCGAGGAGGAGAAGAGCGCCAACGUCCGCCAGCUGCGGGUGUCCCUCACAGAGGACGAGCUGCAGGCGCUGAACAGCAGGGAGGAGCUCCGGCAGCAGCGGGCGCACAGCGCCAUCCUCAGCGCACACCUGGAGCUGCAGGCGUGCGUCAGAGGGAGAGCGCAGGAGUUUGUGACGUCGCUGUCCUCCCUGACGGAGAAGCUGCUGCGUCUGCUGGACCAGCUGCUGACCGCUGCAGAAACUGAGCCGGCCGAACCGCCCAGAGCUGUUACCAUGAAGACAGGAGCUGAAACAGGAAGUAGGCUGAGCAGAGGAAGUAGGCUCAACAGAGGAAGCAGGACAUGGCCCGGCAUCACUUACCUGUUCCCGCCCACCGAUGACUCAGCAGACUCACCUGUCCUCAUGACGUCACCAUCAAUGACCACAGCCAGGAGCAGCCUGAGACACGAGGCGGUGAUCGAGCACAGGGACGCUGCGUUGAAGGGACUGGACCAGCUGAUCCGGUCCGAGGCGUCCCGUUCUGACUUGGACAAGCGGAACCAGCUGAGCGAACAGCAGAGCUGGAGCUCCCACUGGAGGCAACAGAUCGUCGCUCUGAGACGCAUACGGAGGACGGAGGACGUCACCCUGAGCGGCAGCAGCUGAUUGGCUGUUCGGCUCCUGCUGUUACACGUUUCAUCCAGCAGGUGGAGGACGACGCUGAGAACUCUGUUAGGCUCAGAGGAGCCGCUUGUUUGGUUGCUCUGACGUCCAUCUGCUGUAAUUAAACAUUUAAUGCUUCAGCUUCA